Molecule: messenger RNA, 3111 nt
Organism: Xyrauchen texanus (razorback sucker)
Lineage: Eukaryota; Metazoa; Chordata; Actinopteri; Cypriniformes; Catostomidae
Exons: 14
Coding region: 49-2820 (923 amino acids)
Biological process (GO): heterophilic cell-cell adhesion; homophilic cell-cell adhesion
Cellular component (GO): adherens junction
Source: RefSeq, a predicted model, not a curated record
CAUAUAUACAAGUGUUUUGCUCCAGUUGCCUUCCUUGAUGACUUCAACAUGGGGCAUGCAAUAUUUUUUUUUUUAGGGAUGGUGCUGAAUCUAGCUCAUAGCAGGGAAAUGCGAGAUUUGGUGCCCAAAGAAUUGGUUCUUGACCAGGUUGUGACAGGGAUUUUGGGGGAAGAGGUCUACCUGCACUGUCUGUACACUGGGCAAAGUGAAAUCUUGCUCUCCUCCUGGAACCGUCUGGAUUCUUCAAAUUUUGCCAAGAAAAUGGCUGGCUACAAAUUCAAUAAAAUUUCUUUCAAACGAGAAAACUUUGACGUCCCUGCAUCAGUUACCAACCUCACUGUAAAGAUGAAUGUUACAAGUCUUGAUGUAGAGGGAGAAUACACAUGUGUCUUCAACUCUGAUGAGGAUGAAACAAAGGACAACAUGUUUCUGAAGGUCAUUGCCCGGCCUGAUAUUGAUAUCACAGUGAAGGAGGAGGUAGUGAACGGGACCCUCUACCAAGCUGUCAUUUGCUCUGCAGCCAAUGCCAAGCCUCAAGCUUUCAUUAGCUGGGAGAUCCAUGGUGCCCUUCCAAGAGAUGACAUCUUCUCUGUGAACAUGUUUAAUAUGACUCAUUCCAAUGGCACAACCAGUUCAAUCAGUGUACUUCGAUUUGCCUUAAUUAUGAAUAACGAGAGUGCUGUCACCUGUGUCAUCAAACAUCCAACUUUUACUGAACCUAAAAGAGCCACCAUCGAGGUGGACACAUUUGUUUCUCCUGUUAUGACAAUGGAGACAGUCCUGGUCAAAGUAGAGGGCGAGGACUUUCAAGAGGUCAUCUGUUCAGCGAAAGGGGGGAGGCCUCAUCCAAACAUCACAUGGAUGCUGCCUGAAUUAAAAUAUGCACCACCUUUACAGAGAAACAUCUCAAAAACAGAUUCAGUUACUAGUUCAUACCGGUUCCUGUCAGAUCUGUAUGAGGGCGAAGAAAUCACAUGCAUAUUUGGCUACACACUUCUGCCUUUUAUAUACACAAGGACCUUUACUUUGCCAAUUUACAGUCUUUCUUCCCUUCAGUUAAAGGACCAUAGUCUUGCUAUUAAUGGUGGAAAUCAGACUUUAUUGGUGUUUGAGGAAGGGGAUACUAACCUCAAAAUCAGUAUGGAUGUUUUAGGCAAUGUACCAAGUUAUAAAAUCAGCUGUAUCAAGGAUGGCCAACCACUCCCUGAGGAUGUGGAUGUGGUUGGCAGUGAUCUCUUUAUCAAAGGACCUAUUGAGGACCUUCACCAUGCAGGACAAUACAUUUGUCAGGCCUCUUAUCGUAAACAUUUGGCCUCCUUACAGAUGAAAAUUGAAGUAAAUCCGAAAGUCCUCUUACCAGAGACAAUCGCCCCUAAUAUUAGUUUGAAUCACAAUGUUAGUUCAAACCACAUUUACAUUGAGUGUUUGGCCUCCAAUGGUGUCCCUGCCGCUAACGUGUCCUGGAUCAUUCCACAAGAGCUGAUUAGUACAGUUCAGUCAGAUGUUGUUUCCUGUAAUGGAUCAUAUUCUGUCAGAAGUGUGGUAAAUGUGCCCAUGUGCAUGCAUCGUGAACACAAAAUUGAGUGCAUAGUCCAACAUCCACAUUUCACAGGAAACGAAGGACGAUGGUUUACUAUUCCCAAGUGUGCACCACCGAAUAUAACGUUGCAGUCCAGUAUUAAAUGGGAGAAUGGUAUUGCAUAUACUAGGCUGCUGUGUUCGGUGGAGAGUAAAAGUCCAGCAACAACUAUCACCUGGAAUACAGAAUACUGUGACAGCGACAUUAAUUCUAUUGAGCGUGUAAUGAGUCAGUAUAAGUAUCAGGAGAGUCAUAUGCUGACUGCUCAAAGUGUGGCACACGUUCCAAUUUACUUGUAUGCCGGAUGCACUGUGAUCUGUGUGGUUGAGCACCAAGGAUUAGAGAAACCAGAGAAUAAGAGCAUUGACCUCCCAACUUUAGGGUUGUCUGCAAGCCGUGUGUAUGUGGGAGAAGAGCAAUACAAUCAUCUUUGGUAUGCUGUGUGUGAGUACAGUGGUGAUGGAGUGAAACCGAACAUCUCCUGGGUCCUUCCUGGUGAAGACACUAUAGUUCAUGCACCUGUUCAGGCCAAGUACAAUGGAAUUAAAGUACAAGUCAAUUCAACCUUUGAAUUUCAACUCAGUCAGUAUGAGGGAAAAGAGUUGAUAUGUUUGAUCCAGAAUGAGGGCGGCAAAGUUGAGAGAUGGGCAAAAACAGUUCCAAAAUAUCUUAUCUCAUCUAUUGAGGUUUUAAACGAAACCACACUUGAACGUAGAACUCAUGGGCUACAUGAACACAGAUUGACUUUGAAAGAAAACCUCUUUCACCAGAUGAUACUUCUCAGAGCCCAUGGCAAUACACCAUCAUACAAGACUCAAUGCUACAGGGAAGACGGGUCAGCAGCAUACACUGAAGGCAUGGCAUUGGUUUUUCAAGAGCCAAUAUCUGAAUUGGAUGCAGGGCUGUACAUAUGCCAUGUCUCGUACCACCACCACAAGGCUACAAUCUCCAUUAGGUUGGUUGUAACUAGUGAAGAGAAUCAACACUUGAUUUUUAUCACCAUCUGCUUCUCGUCGGCCGCAGCAAUCGCACUGAUCUUGAUUGUCGUUUUGUGUGUCCUUUGUAAAACGAGUGGGAGUCACUCAUCAAACAAGAAAAACAGGAGAGAGCGUGAGUCUCUUGCAGCCCUGAUGCAGGAUCCUCGCUGCCCAGAAAAAACGGUGCUUCCAAGUGGGGUGGGGCCUGACAAUGCUGAACUUGUGCACUAUUCUAUUGUUUUUGAUGCUAAAAGCACGGUGUGAGGCAUCCGUUGGGUUUUACGAGGGAAAAAAUGGAGCAAGAUGUUUAAAGCAGUAGCAUUAGACCUCCUUCAACUGUGUUUCUGAGCCAUACAUUACAACUUUGAUAUAUACAUUGCAAUUUGUUUACAUCAGUAUUAAAAAUGUAUUUGUUGUUGUUAUAAUAAGGCAGCUAUAGCAUUUUUCUUUAAUAACUAAUACUAGCUGUCAGGUAAGAUGUCACAUUGAAAUAGCUUGGUAUUGCUUUCUAUACUUUGUGCUGUACUAAAGAAGAGGCAAUGAUUGUAUAAAGAU